This is a messenger RNA of Strongylocentrotus purpuratus (purple sea urchin), 1737 nucleotides long. RefSeq lists its product as uncharacterized. The transcript is spliced from 2 exons. NCBI's taxonomy places the organism in Eukaryota, Metazoa, Echinodermata, Echinoidea, Camarodonta, Strongylocentrotidae. The record is from RefSeq and is a predicted model, not a curated record. The coding region runs from base 329 to 1672 and encodes 447 amino acids.
AGACGGCGUCCGGGUUUUAGUAGAGACUAACGUACACCAUGAUAUAUGAAGUUGCUUUUUAUUGUGUAUAACCAUUACUUUAUUACGCAGAGCAUAUGCCGAUUUUUUGUUGUUGUCCUUCUUCUAACGUCUUCAGCUCACAUUUUACGUGGCCUCUAUUUGUAAAGUUUGAGAGAAAAUAUAGAUGAAUCAUUAACCGGAUUAUUCUAAAAAAGGGAGCCUGAGCUAGUAUAUAUGUUGGGCUGUCAUUUUUUUUACUGAUGAGUUUCGUGGGUCGAAAUCUUCAAUAUCUUUUAGAUCCAAAAAGGUUAGAGACUGGGUAACAGCUAUGGCUUCUCCACGAGUAUUCCAGUUUCUCUUUGUCAUGACAUUCACUUUGAUGUCGACUACGUGUGUCAGUGGCUAUGAUGACAUCGACAACGUGAUGGCAACCGACAUCGGAAGGGAUUUCUUCACGCUAAACUGGCAGUGGGUGAUUGAUGCCGACGAUGAAUACGAUCCAUGGGGAUGCCGAAUCAUCACCAGUCUCACCAGCAAUCUGCAGGUCGUCCAUGAAGUCGAAAUAGAAGGGGUUAAUACGUCAUAUACCGUCAGUGAAAAUGUGACGCAUUGGGAGUUAUAUAGAAGUUGCAUAACGCCGAUUUUGAUGAAUGGAACUGAGAUAAUAGAUGGUGAAGAGUCCACGUGCACCGACAAGAUCCAGACGCUGUACGACCCGUGGACCGAGAGAGCAGAGCUUGCGGUCAUCAUCACAGGAGGUCUUAUCUUCAUGGCCGUCGUGGCCCAAAUCAUCAACUUCAAAUGGCCACGAGAUAAGAAACGGACCUUUACACUCCCGGAUGAUGAGAACGAUGACGAGGACGACGAUGAUAAGGGAAGUGGUAAAACGGAAUCCAUACGGGAUCUAGAUAACCUCGGGUUCGAGCAAGACGAAGACGCGACAAGCUCGGUGAAUGAUUGGAACGCCGCCGCUGCAAUGGCCGUCGUUGAAACCAAUGGUGGGAAGGCGCGAGGCGGGAUUAAACAGUGGGUGAAACAUGCCGAUGUCCAACACAAGCAGAUGAGAUUACCUGACAACCUGAAGGACAGUCAUGACGUGAACCAUAACUACUCACAAGCCCAAACUGGUGGUCAGCCAGGCAGUCACUUCCCAGCUGAUGAUGGCUUCAAGGGCAACGUCGUUGGGUCCGUCGAAGAGGGCGUCCCAGCUGCCGAAGUGGACGUUCACCAUGUGCCUUACCAACCGGCACGUCCGAAUGAAGACCCCCUUCAUCCAGUGUAUCAGAAUCCAGAGCCUCACCAGCCAGCGGGCAAGAAUUCAGAGAUUGACGAACCAGCGUACCAGAAUCAAAAUCCUUAUCAUCUGGCGUACGAAAAUCAAGAACCUCAUCGGCCAACUUACCUCAACCAAGAGCCUAGUCAGCCAACGUACAACCAUCGAGAGCCUAACCAGUCAGUGUAUCAGAAUCAACAGUUCCCAGAAGACUACGGCCAAGGAAUACAGGAUGCUGCUGCCCGUGACCAUGAUUACCGUAACUAUGGUUAUGAAGAUGAUUUGGAUAAUUCGUAUGGUUACGACCAACAAGCACAGCAGUAUCCUACGGGCGGUGUUAUUGAGGACCAGUAUGACACUAUUCCAUCCGUCGAAGAUGAUCUUUCGCGGUAUAUGUAGCAUUGCUUUAUCCCCUUCGUAUCUCUCUCUCUCUCUCUCUCUCUCCCUAUCUCCCUCUCUCUCUC